CUAUGGGCCCAGCAUGAAACUCAGACUGUGUGAUACUCUGUCAUGCUCUGACCCUGUUCCGCAUGAUCCCCACAACAUGCCUCGGGUGUGACAGGAUUAGGUUUGAACCGGUUUACACUGUUUUCCUUUUGAUUGGUACUAGGGCAAUAUCUUGAGUUAUUCCUACAUACACUAUAUCUGUUACUGUUCUACUGACUGACCUGUAAAUGCUAUAGUUCCUCUUGUGAGUAAUAGAUAUGGGUGAGAUACUGUUCCAAAAGUUUCCAUCAAUACAGUGCUUGUGUGGCAUCUUUGUGAUAGGCUACUGUAUGUCUGUGUUGAACGUAUCUGUACAGUACACUUAAACUAGAACAAUCUGUUAACAGCUCAAAUGAUCUCAUAAUAUUAUUAGUAGUAUAAGGCUAUCAGUACCCUAAGGUAAACCAACAGCACAUGAUGUAAGUCCCAUGACACAGCCAUUUCACAGGUCUUCCUUAGCAUUGCUCUGUGUUCUUCACACAUUUGAUUAAAUAGAACAGCUUCCACGCCAUGCACAGUGUGUCAAAAAUAACCUUGCCACUCAUAACAUUGACUCCACCAUGGCCUGAAUGUACAGCUGAGAGAGAACCACCCAGUUGUCUGGUUUAAACCACUCUUCAAAAGAAAAGGGUGCUAGAAUGGCCACGGUGGUGUGAAGUGAGUGGGUGUACGUAUCCUCCUCUUAACUCAACCCUUAUACUCCCUGUCUCUCUCUUCCCCUGUCUCUCUCUUUCCCUGUCUCUCUCCCCCUGUCUCUCUCUUCCCCUGUCUCUCUCCCCUGUCUCUCUCUCCCCUGUCUUUUUCUAUACGUGUCUCUCUCUACCCCUGUUUGUGAAGCUGUCUCUCUCUAACCAUCUCUUUCUCUCUACUUCCAUCAGUCCAUUUCUGGGUCACUGUCAUUCUGUCCUCCUCUGAAAAUACCUCGGCCCCAUAGACUUAGAUAGACAUCGCAUCAUUGUAUCUGUCCCAUUAUGCCGUCUGUGGGAGCAUGUGCAGUGCCAUUGAGGCCAUCUCCAUUUUGAAAGUAGUACAUUUUCUUCUUCUACUAUUUCUAUGAGUUGGCAAACAAACUGAAAGGGUGCAUACUGCCACCUGGAGUGUGUUGUUUGAACAGGUAUAAAGGUAUAAAGACAGUAUAAUUCAUUGGCUGAUCCCUCCUGAUGACAUGGAUGGAAUUGUGUGAUCCUUUCUUAACCAAUAGGAAAUCCCUUGCAGUUGACUACUUAAAAAUGGUGAAAGUCCUUAAUGGCGAUGCCCAUGCUAAAACAGGAUUUUGGGCACUAGAGUCCUCUAUCUAUCUCUAUGCUCGGCCCCCUCCUCACACCCCUGUUCCCCCCGAUGACCCUGUGACACACUGACCCCUCCUGACCCGUACUGUUAAAGGCAGCCAGGGGGGUUUGUAACACAGCUAAAUGUAGAAAGGUGCCACAUCUAAGACAGAGGUGGGAAGCAGCAUGGCAGCUUUGUGUGUCAGUACAGCCUGUACGUAUGGGCAUGUUCCAGUAAUCAUACAUGACUAAUAUAACUCAUGACUUUCUGAAGUUACUGAAACUUGGGUGAUGCAUGUGAAGUCAUGCAUUCAUGACUUUGUGUCCUUGAACAAAAAAAGACAUGCUGUUACAUGAUCACAAGGCUGUUAUGAUGGCUAUAUGAUGCUAUGGGGAAUGGUCAAUUACAGGCUUGUUUGACUACCCAUAAAUCAAACCAUAGUAUACAUUAAAAGGACAUGGAGUUUAUUUGGGAAAUUUGAUUACAUUUGAUUUCACAGAGCACAGCAUUGUUAGAUAUACAACAUGAACACAUCUAAGUCUUCAUUGAGUAUAAACAGUCCAAAUAACACAUGUAACACUUUGACUAACUUGUAACAUUGUGUUUAAUAACACUGUGCCUGAAGGUCAAAAAUUCACAUUUUGUAGGAAUGACAAUGUUUCAUGAGGAAGACAGAAAGGAAUGAUAAUGUUUCAUGAGGAAGACAGAAAGGAAUGAUAACGUUUCAUGAGGAACACAGAAAGGAGAUCUUAAAGGAGCUUUAAGUGCUAAGAAGUAAAACCAGACUAUGAGAAGAUCUUAAUUGCAUACUCCUCGUGUCCGCGCUCCUCGUCUCCUUCGAAAAAACCCAUUGGAUUUGAAAGCAAGAGGUCCCACCCCUCUGACCUUCUCCUCCAAUGGGUUUUAAGAAGGAGACAAAGAGCGAGGACGUGAGGAGUAUGCAAUUAAGAUCUUCUCAUUGACCUUAUUUUCCUCCGUUUCAACAUGUUUCUUGUGAGAGGCGGAGGAGGUAACAGAUAGGAGACAUGGGGGACCCCAGAGCACCCAACAGACCUCAGUGGUUCAUGGAAGUGAUACAAUAUCAAAACAGGAAGGAAUUUCACUUGUGUCAGGGUGAGUACCCACAAGGUAGGGCAUCCCUCUCCAACCUAUUUCUCUCUGGUGUUACGACAAUGAUCUCUUCUGAUAUUUUACUCAAUUAUUACAGAGUUAUUAUAGAGGUUUCUUUCUAUUUCUUAAAUCUCCUUGAAUAAAUCGAUAAAUCAAAUAGAGUCCAAUCAUCUCAGUCCAACUCUGGCAGAGCUGGAAGUGGUCAGAAACUAACCAAGAGAAGGACGAAGGUGCAGUACAGUGAUUCGCAGUCCAUUCGUGAGGUAGAAGGGCGGGAGAACAGAGCACAUGAAAAUCCAACCUUUCCUCCCGUACACUGUCACUUCAUCGUCAAAGACUUGACAGGUGAAAACAAUAUGGUGGAAGCUCAUCAUUACUUGGACUGGCUUCACCUGGUGAGAGAGGAAGCGAGGAGAGGACAGAUCUUUCAGACAUGGUUUGGGCUCAGCGGGGAUGGGUAGCAUCUGCAUCCCCUCCGAACAUGUCCUGUGAGGCGUAGGUGAUGUAGAGGAAGCCAUCCGGGUCGCUGUACUGAGAGUAGACCUCUCCCAUACUGGACGACAUGCAGGACAUGCUCCUCUCCGACACCAACAGAUACAGAGCCUGGGUGGACUCCAAGUCAAUCUUACUCCUGAGGAGAGAUAGAGAAUAGGCAGGGGCGGUUUAAUGCAGGGGCUUACCGGGGCUGAAAGCCCUGGGCCCAGGCCCGUGGGGGGCCCAAAAGGCAGCCAAAAAAACAAUGUAAAAAGAACACUUAAUUAUUUAGGAAAUAUAUACUGUAUAUAUUAUAUAUGUAGUUUAUAUUUUAUGUUUUUUCAUUGCAACCACCAACCACAGGAAGACUCAGGAGCCAGCUCUCAAUGAGUGUAGACAGCCUGCUGCUGCCUGCUGCCGCUCUGCUAAUCAUCAGAAGGGGGGAGGAGAGAAGGUAGGGGGCUCACGUGGGUAAAUGGGGGGCCCUGCCUUGAUUGGGUAACUGAUUAAUCAACAACAACAAAAAUCAAAUGCAUAAUAAAUAAAUGUGACUGGUCAAUUAUGUGAGUCAGGGGCUGGGCCCAAGCCCGUAGGGGGCCCAAGAGGCAAAACAAAUACAAAUGAUGUUAUUGUUUUUAUUAUCCUUUUUUAUCCAAUGACAGCAGCCCAUUCUCAAUGUUCAAAAUACACCAGAGAGCAUCAUUUAGCCACAGAGGAUCAAUUGUUCUCACAAGCACAUACAGGUAUCUGCCAAAAUUAAGGAAACACCAACAUAAAGUGUCUUAAUAAGGAUCAGACCCUUUUUUUUUGUAGCUCAGGACCUGAAGCAAGGAUAUGUAUAUUCUUGUUACCAUUUGAAAGGAAACACUUUGAAGUUUGUGGAAAUGUGAAAUUAAUGUAGGAGAAUAUAACACAUUAGAUCUGGUAAAAUAUAAUACAAACCAAAAAACAUGCGUUUUCUAUUUAUUUUUUUGCUCCAUCAUCUUUGAAAUGCAAGAGAAAGGCCACAAUAUAAUAUUGCAGUUUAGGCGCAAUUUUGGCCACUAGAUGGUAGCAGUGUGUGUGCAAAGUUUCAGAUUGAUCCAGUGAAGCAUUGCAAUACUGGACUAUUUUGUAUCAAGUCUGCCCAAAUGUGCCGAAUUGGUCAAUUGAUAUAUUUUCAAGUACGUAACUAUAGAGAACACACAAAAAUGAUAUGGUAAUUCAAUAUGUAAAUUUACACACUCCCAGGAAUGUCAUACAUGAUGGAUCAUUAGCUUAUACACUAACUUUCACACAUCUAGAUGGCCGGGCGGGGUGGGUGUGGAGCCAGAGACAGCAGGGGUUCAAACUGUAGAACCCAGUUCCUACAUUUCAAUAUACAAAUGGAUUUUAUCAAACAAAACUAUGCUACAUUUUAUCUCUGGGACCCUUAGGAUGACAAAUCAGAGCAAGAUUACUGAAUGUAAGUACAUUAUUAUCAAACCAGUUGCCGUGAUACAUUUUUUGUUGUUGUGCACUCUCCUCAAACAAUAGCAUGGUAUUUUUCCAUGGUAAUAGCUACUGUAAAUUGGACAAUGCAGUUAGAUUAACACGGUUCGAUUCCCACGGGGGGCCAGUAUGAAUUUUUUAAAAUAAUGUAUGCACUAACUGUAAGUUGCUCUGGAUAAGAGCGUCUGCUAAAUGACUAAAAUGUAAAAUGUAAAAUUGUUAGAAUUUAAGCUUUCUGUCCAUACAGUUGAAGUCGGAAGUUUACAUACACCUUAGCCAAAUACAUUUAAACUCAGUUUUUCACAAUUCCUGACAUUUAAUUCUAGUAAAAAUUCCCUGUCUUAGGUCAGUUAGGAUCACCACUUUAUUUUAAGAAUGUGAAAUGUCAGAAUAAUAGUAGAGAGAAUGAUUUAUUUCAGCUUUUAUUUAUUUCAUCACAUUCCCAGUGGGUCAGAAGUUUACAUACACUCAAUUAGUAUUUGGCAGCGUUGCCUUUAAAUAGUUUAACUUGGGUCAAACGUUUCGGAUAGCCUUCCACAAGCUUCCCACAAUAAGUUGGGUGAAUUUUGGCCCAUUCCUCCUGACAGAGCUGGUGUAACUGAGUCAGGUUUGUAGGCCUCCUUGCUCGCACACACUUUUUCAGUUCUGCCCACACAUUUUCUAUAGGAUUGAGGACAGGGCUUUGUGAUGGCACUCCAAUACCUUGACUUUGUUGUCCUUAAGCCAUUUUGCCACAACUUUGGAAGUAUGCUUGGGGUCAUUGUCCAUUUGGAAGACCCAUUUGCGACCAAGCUUUAACUCUGACUGAUGUCUUGAGAUGUUGCUUCAAUAUAUCCACAUCAUUUUCCUUCCUCAUGAUGCCAUCUAUUUUGUGAAGUGCACCAGUCCCUCCUGCAGCAAAGCACCCCCACAGCAUGAUGCUGCCACCCCCGUGCUUCACGGUUGGGAUGGUGUUCUUCGGCUUGCAAGCAGCCCCCUUUUUCCUCCAAACAUAACGAUGGUCAUUAUGUCCAAACAGUUAUAUUUUUGUUUCAUCAGACCAGAGGACAUUUCUCCAAAAAGUACGAUCUUUGUCCCUAUGUGCAGUUGCAAACCGUAGUCUGGCUUUUUUAUGGCGGUUUUGGAGCAGUGGCUUCUUCCUUGCUGAACGGCCUUUCAGGUUAUGUCGAUAUAGGACUUGUUUUACUGUGGAUAUAGAUACUUUUGUACCUGUUGCCUCCAGCAUCUUCACAAGGUCCUUUGCUGUUGUUCUGGGAUUGAUUUACACUUUUCGCACCAAAGUACGUUCAUCUCUAGGAGACAGAACGCGUCUCCUUCUUGAGUGGUAUGACGGCUGCGUGGUCCCAUGGUGUUUAUACUUGCAUACUAUUGUUUGUACAGAUUAACGUGGUACCUUCAGGCGUUUGGAAAUUGCUCCCAAGGAUGAACCAGACUUGUGGAGGUCUACAAUUUUUUGGCUGAUUUCUUUUGAUUUUCCCAUGAUGUCAAGCAAAGAGGCACUGAGUUUGAAGGUAUGCCUUGAAAUACAUCCACAAGUACUCCUCCAAUUGACUCAAAUUAUGUCAAUUAGCCUAUCAGAAGCCUCUAAAGCCAUGACAUAAUUUUCUGGAAUUUUCCAAGCUGUUUAAAGGCACAGUCAACUUAGUGUAUGUAAACUUCUGACCCACUAGAAUUGUGAUACAGUGAAUUAUAAGUGAAAUAAUCUGUCUGUAAACAAUUGUUGGAAAAAUUACUUGUGUCAUGCACAAAGUAGAUGUCCUAACCGACUUGCCAAAACUAUAGUUUGUUAACAAGACAUUUGUGGAGUGGUUGAAAAACUAGUUUUAAUGACUCCAACCUAAGUGUAUGUAAACUUCCGACUUCAACUGUAUAAGACAUUUCUAUGUCCUGGAAAGUUUGCUAUUACUUACAACAGUCAUGCUAAUCACAUUACUGCAUGUUAGCUCAUUCGUCCCGUAUACGGGACAUCGAUCCCAUAGAGGUUAAAAGGGUGUUGCAAUACCAUCAGCUGCCAGAACAGCUUCAAUGCGCCUCGGCAUAGAUUCUACAAGUGGACCUAAACCAUGCCAGGAAAAUGCACCCCCACACCAUAACAUAUACUUUGUAUUCCUUGUUUACUCAAGUGUUUCCUUUAUUUUGGCAGUUACUGGUAUGCCUACAGUCGCGAAGGCUGCACUUUGGGCAGCAUGCUAGCUACAGCUUGAUGCUUCGUGGUCAUAGACAAAUAAUCCAAAGAAGGAUUUUGUAACCUCUAACCCUGGCAAUUUGACUGUUAAAAUCAUGGGUACACUAGCAAUGGAUGCCAGUCCUGACUUGAAUGGGAACUGCCAUCUAUGGAUUAUAUAUUUAUAUGGUUGGUUGCGCUUGUCAAUUUGACUUUUGCAGAUUUCAAAAUACAAACGCACUACCAGUCAAAAGUUUGGACACACCUACUCAUUCAAGGUUUUUAAAAUUGUAUUUGUACUAUUUUCUACAUUGUACAAUAGUAGUGAAGACAUCAAAACUAUGAAAUAACACAUAUGGAAUCAUGUAGUAACCAAAAAAGUGUUAAACAAAUCAAAAUAUAUUUGAGAUUUGAGAUUCUUCAAAGUAGACACCCUUUGACUUGAUGACAGCCUUGCACACUCUUGGCAUUCUCUCAACCAGCUUCAUGAGGUAGUCACCUGGAAUGCAUUUCAAUGAACAGGUGUGCCUUGUUAAAAGUUAAUUUAGGAAUUUAUUUCCUUCUUAAUGCGUUUGAGCCAAUCAGUUGUGUUGUGACAAGGUCGCCCCCCCCCCCCCCCCCACCUUGUAUACAGAAGAUAGCCUUAUUUGGUAAAAGACCAAGUCCAUAUUAUGGCAAGAACAGCUCAAAUAAGCAAAGAGAAACGACAGUCCAUCAUUACUUUAAGACAUGAAGGUCAGUCAAUCCGGAAAAUUUCAAGAACUUUGAACGUUUCUUCAAGUGCAGUCAAGUGCUAUGAUGAAACUGGCUCUCAUGAGGACCGCCACAGGAAAGGAAGACCCAGAGUUACCUCUGCUGCAGAGGAUAGUUCAUUAGAGUUACCAGCCUCAGAAAUUGCAGCCCAAAUAAAUGCUUCACACAGUUCAAGUAACAGAUACAUCUCAACAUCAACUGUUCAGAGGAGACUGUGUGAAUCAGGCCUUCAUGGUAGAAUUGCUGCAAAGGAACCACUACUAAAGGACACCAAGAAACACAAGCAAUAGACAGACAGGUGGAAAUUUGUCCUUUGGUCUGGAGUCCAAAUUUGAGAUUUUUGAUUGCAACCGCCGUAUGAGACGCAGUGUGGGUGAACGGAUGAUCUCUGCAUGUGUAGUUCCCACCGUGAAGCAUGGAGGAGGAGGUGUUAUGGUGAUUGGUAUCUGUGAUUUAUUUAGAAUUCAAGGCACACGUAACCAGCAUGCCUACCACAGCAUUCUGCAGUGAUACGCCAUCCCAUCUGGUUUGGGCUUAGUGUGACUAUCAUUUGUUUUUCAACAGGACAAUGACCCAACACACCUCCAGGCUGUGUAAGGGCUAUUUUACCAAGAAGGAGAGUGAUGGAGUGCUGCAUCAGAUGACCUGGCCUCCACAAUCACCCGACCUCAACCCAAUUAAGAUGGUUUGGGAUGAGUUGGACCGCAGAGUGAAGGAAAAGCAGCCAACAAGUGCUCAGCAUAUGUGGGAACUCCUUCAAGACUGUUGGAAAAGCAUUCCAUGUGAAGCUGGUUGAGAGAAUGUCAAGAGUGUGCAAAGCUGUCAUCAAGGCAAAAGGUGGAUACUUUGAAGAAUCUCAAAUAUAAAAUAUAUUUUGAUUUGUUUAACACUUUUUGGGUUACUACAUGAUUCCAUAUGUGUUAUUUCAUAGUUUUAAUGUCUUCACUAUUAUUCUACAAUGUUGAAAAUAGUAAAAUUAAAGAAAAACCCUUGAAUGAGUAGGUGUGUCCAAACUUUUGACUGGUACUGUAUAUUGCCUCCUAGUAUUGUACAAUCUGUGUGUCGCUUCAUUGGCCUGGGCUAUUGUUUGUUUGAAUUCAAGACCAGAUUGAUCUCAAUUUGUCAGAGUAGCCACUCGUUUUUGUGGUAUUAAAAAAGAUUAAGAUAAUGUCUUCUGUCAUGUAAAUGAAGUAUAACUGCAUGAAAUGCGUUUUUAAAAGGCAUGUUUCUUGCGGACCCUGCUAAAAAACAUUCCCUAUGUGUGAAAAUCGUACAAACACCUCUGCUCCACUGUAGCCUAUGCCACAUGGCAAAUGCUAUUAUGGCUUUAUUAUAACGGGGCUUUUCUUCAACAGUACAUUUACAACGCAUCAAAUUGCAUCUUGGUGCACGGAUUUGUUUACAGAAAAUGUUGGUGUGCCGGGAAGAGGGGAGGGAAGGGGGUCUAUGAUUUCUUAAUCCGGCCCUGAGGAUAGGAACCGGGGUUAUCACAGGGUUCCCGUGAAGACAUGGUCAAUCCCAUAUGCACACACAAUAAUCUCGGAAACCACACGCACGCAUGCACACACACGCACGCACGGAUACACACACACGCACACACACACAUACAAACUGUCAGCAAAUGCACUUUGAUUUCCUCACACAUCCUUUUUCACACACACCCUACCAGUGUUCACCUGAGUAGACAGAGGAACUGACCGAAGGUCAGCUCGAAUGGAACCAGGAAUUUGGUCUUGUCCAAUAGGGGAAGGGUCUUCUCAUGGAGGUAACGCUCUACGAUCACCUUCGCAGUUACAGCACACAAAUAGACAACUGUUAGCAUUCCUUGCAUUUGAUUGGACGCAAUAAUUUACCAUAAUGUCAAGAGCAGCAAAAUUACUCACAGGUAACUUGUUUGGGAAUUUAAUACGAAUACUGCACACUUCAUGUUUUCUUGUCGCUAGAAAAAGCAUAACAGAAGAACAUUACCACUUUAUUAUAGACCACUAGAAUCUCUAUUAUAGGGGUUGGAAUGAACCAAAACAUCACGUGACCAACAUUUAUCAUGCGCUAUGAUCACCAUAAUGACAAUGCACCAAGAAGACUAGAGCUAUCAUUUAAAAAUGACUAUAGAAUAGAACAAUAGAGUAGAAUAGAAGCACCAACUAAGGCAUUUUCUUUGCUUGAAAGGCAUCAGCUCCAUAGAUUUGUCGAAGGGAGGCAUUUUUCUUCUCGGGGUGGUUUUGCUUCUUGCUGCGGCUGCUGGCUGCUUGUUGCGCCCGCGGCGGUCCUUGACCCAGGCUGACGGUAGUAGUCCACUCCGGUGAAAGUUGGCACAAACUCCAACUCUUCACCGUUUACCGCUGGCUUUUAUGUCGAGGCGGGCUGCCAUGGGAGGGGUCGAUAUGUGGCUCAACUAUGGGAACAUGCUUACAUAAACAAAUCUUGGACCCACUCCCAGUCCUAAGGAUAUGUUGGGCAUUAGCCCUGGCCUCAUUAUUGGUUCAGAUCCACUUUACCCAUACUGGUUAUCUCAGACCAUUUACAGUUUAUCUCAGACGUUGGCGUCAUGAGGGCUCACGCUCUCACUGUUGAAUAAUAAACUCCAGAGGAUGCGCAAUAAAAAAUAACAAUUGUAUGUUUUUGAUAUGAAGCAGGAAAUGUUGAUAUUUCAUAGGGAUUAAAUAAAUCAUGUAAUGUUUACUCUGUGACUGUAUUCAUGUUUUUUAUUACACACAGGGUACAUUUGAAAACAGAUAUAUGGGGGCAUCAUUCUAGAAUGAUGGGAGUCUGAGUGUAAAUAGUUUGUGCAUUGGGAAUGGAACAUACACUACCAUUGCACAACCCCCAUUGUUUGUCUGCAAGAGUAUGCUGUUUCUGAAGUUUUCACAAUCUCUCUCCUUCUCUCUCUCUCUUUCUGUAACUCCCUCCCUCCAUCCACACACACACACACACACACACACACACACACACACAUACACACACACACACACACUUAUUUGACCCUUGGCUGGACUGAUAGCCAGCUCCAGCUGACUGGGAUUUUGACAGUAGCUUACAGGCAGCUUGGUGGCAAGUAAAACUCUGUAUUUUAUAUUACUGCACACCUACUGUAAUAUGAAUAUGGUAUCAAAGCAAGUACUGUGUAAUGACACAUAGUACAAUACCUCAAAAUUGAUUGCAUUACACUGUCAAAAAGUAAAUGCUACCAUAAUCGGAAUUAAGGAAUUAAUGAAUUAAAUUCGUUGAAGGGAGAGGUUUAUAUUUCACAGUAUUUUACUGUAAUUACAAGGGAUUGGUGCAAGCAGGUUGUCUGCUAGGUUAAGUGUUUACAAACAUUACAGCAUAUUAUUGAAUAUUUGGUGUUUUAUGUCACUUGCACUUCUAGAGGCCGUAGCUCUUUCCUGCAGUCAACUGACCUAGUGGCCUCAUGGGUGGAAUGUUAUUCAUAUUUAUCAUAAUUUCCUAAUUAAUAAACAUUAUUUCAAAAACCCGCCAAAAAUCCAGUGUUUGUAUGUCAAACGGUUUUGUUAUAUUUCAGUUUUCUGUGAUGUAUAUCAAGUGUAAUAUUGGGAUGCAAACUCAACAUUGAAAACAUUUCAACUCGAUCUCUCCCUUUGCAUUGUAUGCACCUUGAAAAACCGAAGUGGGGCUUUAGGGAGUUGUGUAUUUUGUGCUCUAGGUGGGAGAAUGUUGCUCCACUUACAUAAUUUGAGUUUGAACAAUCCCCUUUGUAAUACGCUCAGGCUUGUUUUACAGUGAGAAAACAUGAAUUAUAGAAUUGAUCUAGAGAGCAAAAAAGCUACUAUAGACCAAAACCAAAAUGGCUCUUGGAAUGACCCACAUUUGUAUACCUGUAGGCAAAGAUUGCUCUCUGCUGGUUGAAGGUUGACAUAACAGAGUGGUUUUCAGCAGAGUAGACAGGGGGAGGUGCACCUGUCUGAUCCAAAGGGACAGAACGUAUCCCAUACAGUAACCCUAAAAUGGUUAUUGAUGCAACUGUAACAUUUCAUUUCCAAAGACUCACAAUAAUAAGCCUAGUAAAUGUUUAGACUAAAUAUACUACACUGAACAAAAAUAUAAACGCAACAUGCAACAAUUUCAAAGAUUUUACUGAGUUGCAGUUCGUUUAAGGAAAUCAGUCAAUUUAAAUAAAUUCAUUAGGCCCUAAUCUAUGGAUUUCACAAAACUGGGAAUACAGGUAUGCAUCUGUAGGUCACAGAUAGCUUAGAAAAAGGUAGGGGCGCGGAUCAGAACACCAGUCAGUAUCUGGUGCAGCACGACACAUCUUCUUCGCAUAGAGGAAAUCAGGCUGUUGAUUGUGGCCUGUGGAAUGUUGUCCCACUCCUCUUCAAUGGCUGUGCGAAGUUGCUGGAUAUUGGUGGGAACUGGAACAUGCUGUCGAACACGUCAAUCCAGAGCAUCCCAAACAUGCUCAAUAGGUGACAUGUCUGGUGAGUAUGCAGGCCAUAGAAGAACUGGGACAUUUUCAGCUUACAGGAAUUGUGAACAGAUCCUUGUGACAUGGGGUUGUGCAUUAUCAUUCUGAAACAUGAGGUGAUGGAGGCGGAGGGAUGGCGCGACAGUGGGCCUCAGGAUCUCGGCAAAGUAUCUCCGUGCAUUCAAAUUGUCAUCAAUAAAAUGUAAAUAUAUUCAUUGUCCGUAGCUUAUGCCUGCCCAUACCAUAACCCCACCGCAACUAUGGGGCACUCUGUUCACAAUGUUGACAUCAGCAAACCGCUCACCCACACGACACCAUACAUGCUGUCUGCCAUCUGCCCGGUAUAGUUGAAACCGGGAUUCAUCCGUGAAGAGCACACUUCUCCAGCGUGCCAGUGGCCAUCGAAGGUGAGAAUUUACCCACUGAAGUAAUUUACGACGCCGAACUGCAGUCAGGUCAAGACCCUGGUGAGGACGACGAGCACGCAGAUGAGUUUCCCUGAGACAGUUUCUGACAGUUUGUGCAGAAAUUCUUUGGUUGUGCAAACCCACAGUUUCAUCAGCUGUCCGGGUGGCUGGUCCCAGAUGAUCCUGAAGAAGCCGGAUGUGGAGGUCCUGGGCUGGCGGGGUUACACAUGGUCUGCGGUUGUGAGGCCGGUUGGAUGUACUGCCAAAUAAAAAAAUAAAACGACGUUGGAUGGUAGAGAAAUGACCAUUAAAUUAUCUGUCAACAGCUCUGGUGGACAUUCCUACAGUCAGCAUGCCAAUUGCACGCUUCCUCAAAACUUGAGACAUCUAUGGCAUUGUGUUGUGUGACAAAACUGAGUGGCUUUUUAUUGUCCCCGGCACAAGGUGCACCUGUGUAAUGAUUAUGCUGUUUAAUCAGUUUCUUGAUAUGCCACACCUGUCAGGUGGAUGGAUUAUCUUGGCAAAGGAGAAAUGCUCACUAACAGGGAUGUAAACAAAUGUGUGCAAAACAUUUUAGAGAAAUAUGCUUUUUGUGCUUAUGGAAAAUGUAUUUUAUUUUAGCUCAUGAAACAUGGGACCAACACUUUACAUGUUGCAUUUAUAUUUUUGUUCAGUGUAUUUCAAUUGAGGAGGCUUUGUAACACUUUUUGCAACAAGCUUUGCAUCAUCGGGUUCAAGUUCAAGUUUUAUUGUCACAUGCAGUGGAAUGUUUAACUUGCAAGCUCUACCCAACAGUGCAGUAAUCAAUAUCAAAAUAGUAGAACUAAUAAUAUAUAUAUAUAUAAUAAAGAAAACAUGAGACAUAAGAGAGGAAGCUAUAUACAGGGUCAGUGCCAAUACCACAUUUACAGUGUGCAGGGAUGCUGGAGUAUUGAGGUAGAUAUGUACAUGUAGGCUGGGAUUAGGACAAAGUGACUGGUAACAGGAUAAAUAAUAAUAAUAAUAAUAAUAAUAAUAAUAGUAAACAGUAUGGCAGCAGCAUAAGUGGUGGUGAGUGUGUGUGUAAGAGUGUCAGUGUAUGCGGGAUAUUCGGAUAUACAUGUAAACAGGGCUGAAAAAUGACUGGUAGCAGGACAAUACACUGAGUGUACAAAACAUUAAGAACACCUGCUCUUCCCAUGACAUAGACUGACCGGGUGAAUCCAGGUGAAAGAUAUGAUCCCUUAUUGAUGUCACCUGUUAAAUCCACUUCAAUCAGUGUAGAUGAAGGGGAGGAGACAGGUUAAAGAAGGAUUUUUAAGCCUUGAGACAAUUGAGACAUGGAUUGUGUAUGUGUGCCAUUCAGAGGGUGAAUGUGCAAGACAAAAUAUUUAAGUGCCUUUACAUUUACAUUACAUUUACGUCAUUUAGCAGACGCUCUUAUCCAGAGUGACUUACAAAUUGGUGCAUUCACCUUUUGCUAUGGUGCCAGACGCACCGGUUUGUGUCAAGAACUGCAAUGCUGCUGGGUUUUUCACACUCAACAGUUUCCCGUGUGUAUCAAGAAUGGUCAAUCACCCAAAGGACAUCCAGCCAACUUGACACAACUGUGGGAAGUGUUGGAGUCAACAUGCGCCAGCAUCCCUGUGGAAUGCUUUCGACAUCUUGUAGAGUCCAUGCCCCAACGAAUUGAGGCUGUUCUGAGGGCAAAUGGGGGGUGCAAGUGCAACUCAAUAUUAGGAAGGUGUUCUUAAUGUUUGGUAUACUCAGUGUAUAAAUACUUAUGGUAAUAUACUAGUGGUAAUAUACUAGUGGUAAUAUACUAGUGGUAAUAUACUAGUUGUAACAUACUGUGGUAAUAUACUGUGGUAAUAUACUGUGGUAAUAUACUAGUGGUAAUAUACUAGUGAUAAUAUACUAGUGGUAAUAUACUGUGGUAAUAUACUGUGGUAAUAUACUAGUGGUAAUAUACCAGUAAUAAUAUACUGUGAUAAUAUACUGUGGUAAUAUACUGUGAUAAUAUACUGUGGUAAUAUAGUAGUGGUAAUAUACUAGUGGUAAUAUACUAGUGAUAAUAUACUAGUGGUAAUAUACUGUGGUAAUAUACUGUGGUAAUAUACUAGUGGUAAUAUACCAGUGGUAAUAUACUAGUGAUAAUAUACUAGUGGUAAUAUACUAGUGAUAAUAUACUAGUGGUAAUAUACUGUGGUAAUAUACUGUGGUAAUAUACUAGUGGUAAUAUACCAGUGAUAAUAUACUAGUGGUAAUAUACUAGUGGUAAUAUACUAGUGGUAAUAUACUAGUGGUAAUAUACUAGUGGUAAUAUACUAGUGGUAAUAUUCUAGUGGUAAUAUACUGUGGUAAUAUACUAGUGGUAAUAUACUAGUGGUAAUAUACUGUGAUACUAUACUGUGGUAAUAUAGUAGUGGUAAUAUACUAGUGGUAAUAUACUAGUGGUAAUAUACUGUGUACAUGUAAACAGAAGUAAUAGUGACGAGUAGCAGGAUGAAAUAGAUAGAUACUAAAGGUAAUGGCAAUCAAUAAUCAAUGAACAGUAGCGUAGUGUAAUAAUACAGCUAAUCAAUAAUCAUUUUAGCAGCAGCGUAGGUGAGGGGGAGCAGUAGUUGUUAGCCAUUUAACAGUCUUGUGGCCAGGGGAUAGAAGCUGUUUAGGAGUCUGUUGAUCUCAGCCUUGAUGCACCGGUACCGCCUGCCGGACAGGAGCAUGGAGAACAGUCCAUGUCUCGGUUGGCUGGUGUCUUUGGCAAUUCUUCGGGACUUUCUCAUACACCAUCUGGCAUGAAAGUUCUGGAUGGCUGGGAGCUCACCUCCAGUGAUACGCUGGGCCGUCCUCACCAGCCUCUGUAGGGCCUUCCAGGUCGAGGGCGGUGCAGUUGCCAUACCAGACGGUGAUACAACCAGUCAGGAUGCUCUCGAUGGUGCAGCUGUAAAAGUUCCUAAGGAUCUGAGGUGCCAUGCCAAAACGUUUCAGCCUCCUGAGGGAGAAGAGGCCCUGUCAUGCCUUCUUCAUGACUGUGCUGGAGUGGGAGGACCAUGUUAAGUCCUCAGUGAUGUGGACACCGAGGAACUUGAAGCUCUUGACCCUCUCCACUGUGGCCCCUGUUUCCUGAAGUCCCCGAUCAACUCCUUGGUCUUGCUGCCGUUGGGGGAGAGGUUGUUGUCCCGCCACCACACUACCAGGUCUCUGACAUCCUCCCUGUAGGCUGUCUCAUCGCCGUUGGUGAUCAGCAAAGUUGAUGAUGGUGUUGGAGUUGUGCGUGGCCACACUGUCGUGGGCUAACGGAGUACAGGAGGGGGCUAAGUACACACCCCUGGAGGUCCCUGUGUUGAGUGUCAGCGUGCCGGAGGCGUUGCCUAAUUUUACUACCUGGGGUCGGUCCGUUUGAAAGUCCAGGAUCCAGUUGCAGAGGGGUACCAAGCUUAGUGAUGAGCCUGGAUGGCACUAUGGUGUUGAAUGCAGAGCUGUAGUCAAUUAACAGCAUUCUAACAUAGGUAUUAUAGGUACAUAGGUACCCCCCUUGGGUGAUCCUAAUAUGAAACCAAUAUAGAGGAUUAAGAUGGAAUAUGGUUUGAUAAUCUCCUUAUUGUUAUACAUGUGAAUCUUUAGUCGGCAUGCUUCACUGUAGCCUAUAAUCUUAUGGUUUAGAGAUAAUUAAGUAGGCUAGGCAAUUUUGCCAACGAAUCAUUGGUUGAGCUGGGCGGGAGGAUACAAUCUUGCUAUUGUUGAUUGUCAGAACAUAUGUUGCACUGACUUGUGCUGGACCAUAGCCCAUUGUGAUUGAGACCAAGCUCAUGAGCUCACCAAGCUCAUCAAGCACCGCCGAUUCAGCCGCCACAAUGGCUGGCCGCGGCAGCUGUGUGAAUUCGCUCUGGUCUGGCACCGAGCGGGUUCGGAUUGGCGAGCGUCUGAAAGCGACCCUGGCCGGAAUCCUAGAGCUGGACCUGCUCCGGGGACAACAUCUAGACAUGAUCGAUGCUGAACUGGACCUCAAAGAAACCAGCAGCACCGGUACCACCGUGACUGUCAUCACCGAUCAACAGGAGGAAAACCUCGAGAGCGCAGCAUCCGAUGGCUCUGCGACAUCCCGCAGGCAACAGGUUAGUGUGUAUGUAGCCCUAGAUCUCUUGACAAGAUUGGUCGUUAUUAAAUAUGAAUGCAUUCUGAUCUGCCAGUAGGGUAUUCCAAUCCCGUUCCAUCAAACAGACUGCUGAGCUACGCUUCUCCACUGAUUGAACGAUGGAGUCAUAAGCACGGAGCUACAUUACACAAAGGUGUUUUAUCUGUCCAAUAUAAUUGACAGCAAUCCAUCUGCCUCUACUGCAUCUAAUUCCGUCUUGUAUCAGUCAAGGUUAAGAAGACAAAGGGUGUUAUGGUUCUGUCCCCUUUAUGGAUCUCAUAUGAUGAGUGUCAAUGCCCACAUCUUUUCACAUUCCAGUUUUCCCCAAGGACAUCACAUAGAAAUGUAUCUGUGUAAAGAAUGUACACUGUGGGACACACCCUAUAGAUACAAUCAUACACCUAGGUCAGGUCAUACUGUAGAUGGCAGAUUUCUACUGAGUUCUAUAUUCUGUAUAGGCCAAACAUCUUCUUUGUAAGUAGGCUACUGUAUGGGAAUAUGUUGAUCUUUUUGUGUGAGAUAAAAUUAUUUGAUUGGGAAAGCCCCAUAGUAAAACAACUUGGCACACAGGAUGAAGUAGACCUAUUGAAUAAAGAUCUUGUUAUUCACUUGAACUCUUUCACCAUGGAUGCGGCCUUCCGCUUUCAUUGUACCAUUUGGACAUCUGUUAGGCCUAGUUUGUACAAUACUAAGAAUAUAAUGCAGAAGGCCACAGAGCCCUACACUGCCUCAUAUCUGAGUUUGAAGUCUGAAGCUUAACCUGUUAGUCUGUGUGAACCCCCUGUCCUCAUGUAGGGUAGGCUACCAUGCUGCUUUGUUGUUACAGUGUUUGGUGAACAGUCACUUAACUCCAGUAAUUGGGAAAAGUCAAGUCAUUCCAUUUUAUAAAUCAAAUAGAGCAUGAUCAACUGAUCCAGAGGGAAGGAAUCAGCACAACAUUCUACUUACUGCUUUUUCCUUCUCAGAAACCCUGUGCACCAAUUUAUUUUUUAUAGGUUCCCUGUGGCUUUCAGCAGCAUCCAUCCUAUGCUAUGUUAGAUAGUAUUAGUCAUCACCAACACCAUAGCUCUGUAACUGCCCUUCCAUCCGCCAACGCAGCCCUGAUUUGCAUAUUAAACAACAAAUGGAGCGACAUGUUGCUUCUGCUGUUGUUGAAGAUGACAGACACCCUAUCUGCUGGAAGAGGGGCAACGAGAGAGGAGAGAGAGACGAGAAUGAGAGGAGGGAGAUGAGGAGAGAGGGAGAUGAGGAGAGGAGAGGAGAGGAGAGGAGAGGAAGGGAGGAGAGGAGAGGAGAGGAGAGAGAGGAGAGGAGAGGGAAAGGAGGAGAGAGAGAGAGGAGAGAUGAGAGGAGAGGGAAUGAGAGAGAUGAGAGAGAGAGAGAGGAGAGGAGAGGAGAGAGGAGAGGAGAGGAGAGGAGAGGAGAGGAGAGGAGAGGAGAGGAGAGGAGAGGAGAGGAGGAGAGGAGAGGAGAGGAGAGGAGAGGAGAGGAGAGGAGAGGAGAGAUGAGAGAAGAGAGGAGAGGAGAAAUGAGAAAGGAGAGGAGACGGGAGAUGAAAGAGGAGAGGAGAGGAGAGGGGAGAUGAGAGAGGAGAGGAGAGGGGAGGGGAGGGGAGAUGAGAGAGGAGAGGAGAGAUGAGAGAGGAGAGGAGAGGGGAGAGGGGAGAUGACAUGUAUUGCUGGCCAUAUAUCAACCUCCAGUCUCCAUUUGGACCAUGACAUGUAUUGCUGGCCAUAUAUCAACCUCCAGCCUCCAUUUGGACCAUGACAUGUAUUGCUGGCCAUAUAUCAACCUCCAGCCUCCAUUUGGACCAUGACAUGUAUUGCUGGCCAUAUAUCAACCUCCAGCCUCCAUUUGGACCAUGACAUGUAUUGCUGGCCAUAUAUCAACCUCCAGCCUCCAUUUGGACCAUGACAUGUAUUGCUGGCCAUAUAUCAACCUCCAGCCCAGACAGAUAAACAUCAGAGGGCAUUAUCUUGGAUUGAAACGUCAGGCUCCUCUGGCUCCUCCGCUUCUUCAGUUGCAGUCAACAGAAUUAAUCAAUAAUGCAUAACCAAUGUCUGCCUGCUAGUGCUGUUAAUAAUGUAGCCUACCUUUCCCAACAUGACAUUUUUUUUAAAAGCGUCCCGUUUUGAAAAUAACUUAUAAAGGCUUUAUAGAGCAUUCAUAAAGUGUUCGUAAGCCCUACAUAAAAGCUUCAUGAAAAUAUGUCACAAAAGUAUGUUAUACUUUCAUAUUAUAUAAUCCUUCAUUCUUAUUGGAGUAUUUGCUGUAAUUGUCUGUGCAUUGUGUGUGCGUUGUUCCAUUAGGGAAAAUGGCAGUGUCUCUCUGUCUCACAUAGAAGGAUAUCAUAUUACAGAGCUCUUAGCACUGAGGGGCCCCCACCUGCCUCACUCUCUCUCCUCCUGAUUUGAUCAUACUAUAACUUUACACUGUGGCAACUUUAUGUCCAUGCAGGUGUGGGGGGGGUGGACAUGUGUUUGUACGGUUAUCAGUGUGUGUGUGCACGUGUGUGUGCACACUCGUGCAACUGUGUGUGUGAGCUCGCUUUCUGUGUGUGUGUUUGUUUGCAUGUGCAAGCUAGUGUAUGUGUGAAUCUUAGGGCAUUUGUUAUUUGUCUUUUAGUGUGUGGCAGGCAGGCAGGCAGGCAGGCAGGCAGGCAGGCAGGAUCUGGAUGAGUUAGAUGUUCUUCUGCUAGGUCUGUUGUGUGGGUGGAGAGUGAACAGGAACUGGAGCAUUUGCACAUCGUUACAACACUGUAUAUAGACAUAAUAUGACAUUUGAAAUGUCUUUAUUCCUAUGGAGUGUAAUGUUUACUGUUCAUUUUUUAUUGUUUAUUUCACUUUUGUUUAUUAUCUAUUUCACUUGCUUUGGCAAUGUAAACAUAUGUUUUCCAUGCCAAUAAAUCCCUUUCAAUUGACAUUAAUUGAAUUGAGAGCAGCUGUAGCUAUGGUGAGGAGGGGGUGGCUUGAAGUUAUUAUGGGGGUUGAGGCGGGGGGUGGGGGGUAUCCAUCAAGGUGCCUCUUUCACACACUUGUUCCCUCCCUGACUCACUCACUCUUUCACUCCCCUCUUUUCACUCUCCAUUAGCUCCCCCACUCUCAAGCACCCGCUCACUUCCCAUUAUAAAAUGACUUUUCUAACUUCAUAAAAUGUGGAAAAAGUAGCAGAAGAGAGAGGAGACAGAGAGAGAAAGAGACCCCCCUGUCACCCCCCUUUCAUUCACCCUGUCACCCCCCUGUCAUCUCCCCUGUCAUCCCCCCUUAGUCAUGAAUUGGCUAUUGAGGAGAAAGAAUACAUUACCUUCACAAGUGUUCUAGAACUUCCAGUAAGGCUGAUGACAUCAGUGUUUGGUAAAUAAGAACAUUAGAGAUCCAUUCUACACCACUCUCUAAGUAUCAUCUCUUUAAAGAUGUGUUGUGACUUGAACACCCCUGUUUUCUGUUUUCUGUCUUUCAGGUUUCCUUUCCUCCUUCAGAAACAGCGUUACCGUGCCACACCAGCACAUUGGACAAGGACAGUGGGGAGAACUCUGGAGGAGAUGGGCCGGUUCAUUCCAGAGUUGAUGGGGGUGGAGGGGAUAACUCACGCUGGUCCACCCUCUCUUGGGAUGCCCCGUCUGACCUGCUCUUACCCCCGGACCUUGAUAGUGCAGUCCAGCUGGAGUAUUACUCCAGGCACAGCUCAGGUACUGGGCUGUGUGGUUGUGUGAUUGUACCAUGGGGGGUCAUUUGGGGGUGGUCUGUGACACUCAUAGGGCUUUGGCCAGGGCCGGACUACCAAUUCUGGGGCCCCGGAACACCUACAGUACCUCCAGGGCCCCCACCCGAAAAAGCAAUGGUUAUGACGUGUUCAUAUGCUAUCUGGGGGGGUCCCGACCUCCAGGGGGCCCACAACUGAUGUGUUCAUAUGCUAUCUGGGGGGGCCCGACCUCCAGGGGGCCCCCAACCAACGUGUUCAUAGUAUGCUUUCUGGGAGGCCUGACCUCCAGUGGGCCCACAACCGACACAUUCAUAUGCUAUCUGGAGGGGCCCUGACCUCCAGCCCUGCAUGCCCAUUCGGUAAUCUGGCCCUGCCUUAACCAACAAAGCUUCUCACCUUCUGAGACAGUUUUGUUUACUUUGUGAGAUGCCAUGUUGCAAAGCCAUAUUAAAUACAAACCCUCUCCUCUCCCUGUUCCUUUAUUUACUCCUCCCUUGUUAUCUUCUCAACACCACUUAAUCACUCUUUCUGGUGACCACCUUCUCACUCUCUCUCUUGGCCUACACUCCCUCUUGCUUUCUCGCUCUCUAUUUAUCUCUCUCUCCCCAUCUCUCUUCCUCCCUCUUUAUUUCUCCCACCCUCCCUCCCUCCCUCUGUAUUUCUCCCACCCUCCCUCCCUCUGUAGGUUUUUAUUCGGUCAGUGGCAGCUCCCUAUCAGACUCCUGCUACUCUGUGUCCAGUGAGGCAGCCAUGGCCCAGGGGGGUCCAGUUCCAGGUGGGCUAGUCCGUGCUGGACCAGGACCACCCUCAGGGGGAGCCUUCAGGCUGUGGGAGCAGCGGCCCCUCUCUGCAGACCACAGUGACACCCAGUGGCCGGAGGCCGCGCAGCAGCCAAGAACUCAGAGCAUUGAGGAGACCACAGAGAUCGCUGAUAGGAGACCAGUGCCUACGGGUCAGAUAUAACACAGAUAUAACACACAUACAGUGCAUUCGGAAAGUAUUCAGACCUCUUUACUUUUUCCACAUUUUGUUACGUUACAGCCUUAUUCUAACAUUUAUUAAAUAAAACAAUUUGCUCAAUCUACACACAAUAACCCAUAAUGACAAAGCGAAAACAGGUUUUUAGAAAUUUUAGCAAAUUUAUUGCAAAUAAAAAACAGAAAUACCUUCUUUACGUAAGUAUUCAAACCCUUUGCGAUGAGACUCGAAAUUGAGCUCAGGUGCAUCCUGUUUCCAUUGAUCAUCCUUGAGAUGUUUCUACAACUUGAUUGGACAUGAUUUGGAAAGGCACACACCUGUCUAUAUAAUGUUCCACAGCUGACAGUGCAUGUCAGAGCAAAAACCAAGCCAUGAGAUCAGGAAUUGUUCGUAGCGCUCCGAGACAGGAUUGUGUCGAGGCACAGAUCUGGGGAAGGGUACCAAAAAAUGUCUGCAGCAUUGAAGGUCCCCAAGAACACAGUAGCCUCCAUCAUUCUUAAAUGGAGGAAGUUUGGAACCACCAAGACUCUUCCUAGAGCUGGCCGCCCGGCCAAAAUGAGUAAUCGGGGGAGAAGGGCCUUGGUCAGGGAGGUGACCAAGAACCCGAUGGUCACUCUGACAGAGCUCCAGAGUACGUCUCUGGAGAUGGGAAAACCUUGCAGAAGGACAACCAUCUCUGCAGCACUCCACCAAUCAGGCCUGAAGGGUAGGGUGGACAGACGGACGCCACUCCUCAGUAAAAGGCACAUGACAGCCCGCUUGGAGAUUGCCAAAAGGCUAAAGGACUCUCAGACCAUGAGAAACAAGAUUCUCUGGUCUGAUGACACCAAGAUUGAACUCUUUGGCCUGAAUGCCAAACGUCACGUCUGGAGAAAACCUGGCACAAUCCCUACGGUGAAGCAUGGUGGUGGCAGCAUCAUGGUGUGGGGAUGUUUUUCAGUGGCAGGGACUGGGAGAUUAGUCAGGAUCGAGGGAAAGAUGAAAGGAGCAAAGUACAGAGAGAUCCUUGAUGAAAGCCUGCUCCAGAGCGCUCAGGACCUCAGACUGGGGCGAAGGUUCACCUUCCAACAGGACAAUGACCCUAAGCACACAGCCAAGACAAUGCAGGAGUGGCUUCGGGACAAGUCUCUGAAUGUCCUUGAGUGGCCCAGCCAGAGGCCGGACUUGAACCCGAUCAAACAUCUCUGGAGAGACCUGAAAAUAGCUGUGCAGCAACGCUCCCCAUCCAAACUGACAGAGCUUGAGAGGAUCUGCAGAGAAUAAUGGGAGAAACUCCCCAAAUACAGGUGUGCCGAGCUUGUAGCGUUAAACCCAAGAAGACUCGAGGCUGUAAUCGCUGCCAAAGGUGCUUCCAUAAAGUACUGAGUAAAGGGUCUGAAUACUUAUGUAAAUGUGAUAUUUCAGUUUUUGCUUUGUCAUUAUGGGCUAUUGUGUGUAGAUUGAUGAGGGGAAAAAACUAUUUAAUCAAUUUUAGAAUAAGGCUGUAACGUAACAAAAUGUGGAAAAAUUCAAGGGGUCUGAAUACUUUCCGAAUGCACUGUACGGGCACAUUCAAAUGCACUCACUUACUCUUCAGUACAGUUCAUCUGUAUUUAACCAGUAGAAGCCAUUCAGCCAUAAUUGUCACUGUUUUCCAGAGAGUCCUGAUACCAUAGUCCUAGAUAAAUGUCACUGUUUUCCAGGGAGUCCUGGGACCAUAGUCCUAGAUAAAUGUCACUGUUUUCCAGGGAGUCCUGGGACCAUAGUCCUAGAUAAAUGUCACUGUUUUCCAGGGAGUCCUGGGACCAUAGUCCUAAAUAAAUGUAAAUGUUUUCCAGAGAGUCCUGAUACCAUAGUCCUAGAUAAAUGUCACUGUUUUCCAGGGAGUCCUGGGACCAUAGUCCUAGAUAAUUGUCACUGUUUUCCAGAGAGUCCUGGGACCAUAGUCCUAGACAAUUGUCACUGUUUUCCAGGGAGUCCUGGGACCAUAGUCCUAGAUAAUUGUCACUGUUUUCCAGAGAGUCCUGGGACCAUAGUCCUAGACAAUUGUCACUGUUUUCCAGGGAGUCCUGGGACCAUAGUCCUAAAUAAAUGUCAACGUUUUCCAGAGAGUCCUGGUACCAUAGUUCUAGAUAAUUGUCACUGUUUUCCAAGGAGUCCUGGGACCAUAGUCCUAGAUGUUUAUAAAUGUUUUCCAGGGAGUCCUGGGACCAUAGUCCUAGAUAUUUGUCACUGUUUUCCAGGGAGUCCUGGGACCAUAGUCCUAGAUAAAUGUCAAUGUUUUCCAGGGAGUCCUGGGACCAUAGUCCUAGAUAAUUGUCACUGUUUUCCAGAGAGUCCUGGGACCAUAGUCCUAGAUAAAUGCUUUUGCUUCUUUAUAAGCUGACGGACAUUCAUCAACUUUCUGCCUCUCGUCGUUUGAUCUCAGGUGAGCUGGAACUGAACAGCCUCCUCUUCUUGUCUGACCUGUGCUCCAGCCUGGGCGACCCCCAUCCCGGCUCCCUCCUCCCACUCCCUGACCCCCGAUCCCCAACUCGACCCCAGGUUCUGUUCUGACUUGGUGUCCCGGAGGACCAAGGAGGUGUACCCGUACCCCAGCCCCCUCCAUGCCGUGGCCCUCCAGAGCCCCCUCUUCACCUACAGUCAGGACCUCUCUCCCUCCCCUUGCCUCUUGCCGAGUCCGGACUCCUCUACCCAGGCUGAAGAAUCUCAGUCCACUCCCCUCUUCUGGCCCCCCCAGCCUCCUCACCCCUCCACCUUCACCCAGCUGGAGCAGUACAUCACCAGGCUGGCUCGCCAGUACCGCAGCCGGGUUGCCCACCCUGACACCACCCUUACCGCCAUCCCCGGGCCAGGCUCCCACAGGGGCCCCAGAACCCCUGGCCACGGCUCCACUCAGUCGCUGUCGGCCUUCGAGAGCCGCAGUACCCCCUCCAACCUGACAGGGGGCAGUGUGACGCCCUGCAAGUCCUUUCUGGGAAACUCUGCACGGGUCAGCCUGAGUAGUAUCGGUAAGAAGGCCAGUAGGAACUCCAUCAACCUGGGCCACCUGCCCUCAGUGACGGGAGAAGACCUCAAAAUCAACCUCCACCUCAACCUCAACCUCAACCUCAGCCCCAAUCUGAACAAAAAACUGGAUUUGGACUCGAAAAACUCCAAAGAAGGUAUUAGCACUAGCACUAGUGGUGGAUUAAAGAGUGACCAUGCUACCCCCACUGCCUCCCCCUCUCCUUCCACCUCCUCCCUCUCCACCGCCGCCACUCCCACCCCUGCCCUGAGGGCGCGGCCACGCAUCUCAACCUGUCCCUCCAACCUCAAUCACCGGAGCUCUCUGGAGGUCACUGGGUCAGGGGCUGGGUCAGGGCUAGGGUUCUCCCGCUCGCUGGACUGGAGUGGAUUGGAUUCUUCACCAGGGAAAGUCGCAAUGAGUCAACCCAGCAUCAAUGCCCCGGACACCAGCCCUAGUAAGCUCAGCGAGGACUCGGCAAUGGUGAGGGAGAUCUCCCGUCUCUCUGGCCUGCCCUGGGCUGUGGUGGUGGGCCUGAUGGAGCAGGGCGUGGAGCUGGAUGUCGACUGCUUUCAGAGCGACACCGAGAGAAAAGGUCAGGGGUCAGAGUUUAAAGGCCAAAGCUACUCCCCUUCCUCUCGCCAGACAGCCCAGAAUGAUCACCAGUCUCAUCAUCAUGAAUAUUCCAGCAUCCGCCACCUCCACGCCAGUAACGAGACUGACCUUGACCCCCAGAGGCCGAUCCAUCUGUCCCUCAGUGUCACCCACUCCUCACAGUCCCACUCCGGCCUCACUCCUCCCAACUCCUCCAGUUCCCAUUCCAGGAGCCCCAAUCACCCUUACCAGUCCACCUCAACCCACCUACCUACCCAUCAUCAUGUCACCCACCACCACACACACACCUUCCACUGCCAACAAACCCCUUCGCCAUCUGACCCCUCCUCCACCGCCUCCUCCCCCUCGUCCCGUGACCGCCCCAGGGUACGCUCCCCACCCCGCCCUCUCCAGCCCUCCCCACUCGCCACUACUCCAUUCUCUGUGUUCCGACGGGAUGACCCAUUCCAGUGCGCCCUGCCAGGGGGCAGCAUCCGGCCCAGAGGGGGGUCGCUACGGCAGUGUGCAGGGGGUGGAGGUGGUAGAUGGAGGGUAGAUGGGGAGGGAGAAGGAUGGGAGAGGGUGGAUGGGGAGGGGCUCUACCAGGGGAAGCAUGCGUCGAGGGAGUUGGUGAGGGCAUCGACGGUGAGCAGCUUCCACAGGAAAGGGAGGUGCUACAGCAGCAACUGUGAAGAGGAAGGCAGUCACGGUGCGGCCCAGACGCCAAAGAAGGGGGUGGCCAAACUCUGGAGGGGCUUUGAAGGGCGUUCAUGGGGGAAAGAGGCUGAGGAGGAGAACAAGGAGAUGUGGAAGAGAGAGGGGAUCAGGAGAAAAGAGAAAGAUUACCAAAAGGAGAAGCAGCAGGCCAACAAAGAGACAGAGAGGCGACAGAAAGAGAGCAGUGCCUCAAAACGCAAAGGGAAGGGUGGUGGUGGUGGCUGGGACAAGCGUAGCUCCAGCCUGAGGCUGUCCAGACAGGCUCUGUUCCGCAGUGAGUCCCAGGGGGAUGUGCUGGAUCCUCGAGCCCUAAAAGAGGAGCAUCUGAGGGGGGCACAGUGGACCUCCUCCCUGGACAUCGACAGGGGCAUGGAGCUCAGCGUGGAGGGGGUUUGUCCGUUGGCGUUGGGAGGAAGAGAGGAAGAAGACAAGCGCUUGUCCUCUACUGCCAGCCUCUUCCACCUCUCUCGCUCUCAGAGUCUGGAGGGUAGCUGUCCCUCCCUCUCUUCUCCUCUCUCCUCCCCAUCAUUCUCUCCAUCCCCUCCUCCUUCUCAGCAACCCCUCACACGCUCACGCUCACUGAGGGACCUGAGUAAAAGGGUGUUUAGCUCAGUGAGGUCUCUCAGUUUGAAACACAAGACGUCGAGGAAG
Molecule: messenger RNA, 25830 nt
Organism: Coregonus sp. 'balchen'
Lineage: Eukaryota; Metazoa; Chordata; Actinopteri; Salmoniformes; Salmonidae
Source: the annotation of a GenBank genome assembly